Danio aesculapii is the source of this 2939-nucleotide messenger RNA. RefSeq names its product leucine rich repeat containing 24 (gene lrrc24). Gene Ontology annotation, molecular function: protein binding. Bases 332 to 2116 code for a protein of 594 amino acids. The transcript has 5 exons. Lineage: Eukaryota; Metazoa; Chordata; Actinopteri; Cypriniformes; Danionidae. The record is from RefSeq and is a predicted model, not a curated record.
AUAAGGGAACCGCGGGUUUGAAGGAAGCUCCUUACCCCAUUUCACCGGGAUACUGAGCAUCAUUUCGGUCUCUUAUCGCUUCGACUCGCCUGAUAUUUCUGUGAUAUUAUCUAAUAUGUGAUAUUUCGGUCCGGCAUGUGACACGGGAAUAUUCCAGCAUCCGCGAGUGAGGAUGGCAGGACGGAGCGGUGGCCUUUCGGAUCGCAGCUCAAAUGCCGCUUUGUUCGCCGUGCAGACGUGGAUUGAUAUUUCAUUCAUGUGCAUCUGAAUUGACCCCGGAAAAAAAGCCCGACAGAGCACCGAGUCCUCAUACUGGAGUGUUUUUUCGGAGAUGAAUCCUGGUCAGAUGUCUGCGGUGUUGGUGCUCAUGUUGGCCCAGCUGUGCUCUACAUCUCUGGCUUGUCCUUCUGGGUGUCGCUGCUAUAGUUUGACUGUCGAAUGCGGAUCCAUCGGAAUCAAAGAGAUCCCACAAGGCAUCACACAAGGGACGCAGACCAUCUUUCUGCAGGACAAUGCCAUCGGUCAGAUCCGCCAGCGGGACCUGUCUGACCUGGGCCAGCUGCACUACCUCUACCUGCAGAACAACAGCAUCAGCACGCUGGAGCCCGGGGCCUUCAGGAGCCUCGGUCUGCUUCUGGAGCUGGCUCUCAACGGAAACCGCAUUCACCUGAUCACGGCGGACGUGUUCCGGGGCCUCGAGCACCUGCGCAUCCUGUACCUCGCAGGAAACCAGAUCAACAGACUGGAGGAUUACACCUUCCGCGGACUGCAGCGGCUGCAGGAGCUUCAUCUGCAGGAGAAUGUGCUGGAGGUGCUGGGAGAUCAGGCUCUGGUGGGACUGUCCUCGCUGGCUCUUCUGGACCUGAGCCGAAAUAACCUGAGAACUCUGAGUCCUGCUUCACUGAAGCCUCUGGUCAGCCUGCAGGUGCUGAGAGUCACCGAUAACCCAUGGCGCUGCGACUGCGCUCUACACUGGCUGCGUGGCUGGAUAAACGAAGAAGGUCAGAGGCUGUUAAGCUCAGCUGAGCGCCGGAUGUUGUGCGCCGAACCUCCUCGGCUUUCCCACCUCAGUCUGGUCGAAGUUCCUCCAAACAGCCUUGUUUGCAUCCCACCCGUAGUCCAACUAGAACCCAGCCAUUUGACAGUACGUUUAGGGGAGAGUCUCCGCGUGUCCUGCCAAGCGUCCGGAUAUCCACAACCACAAGUCACUUGGAGGAAAGCAUCUCACGGAAAAGCCCAGCUGUCUCCCAGAGGUCUGGUGCAGGAGGUCGGGAUGGAUGGUGACACAAGAAAUGGUGGUAGAUUGGUAACAGCGAGGCCUGGAGGAAAAGGAGGACCAUCGAGUCACGGACCAAUCAGAGGAGGAGCUGAUGACGGAGCCGAUCGGGAAAAUUUCGAUCCUGAUACAGGAAGUGGAAUGCUGUUUCUUAGUAAUGUCACAGUGGCACAUGCAGGACGCUACGAAUGUGAAGCGUGGAAUCCCGGUGGUGUUGCACGUGUAACUUUUCAUCUUUCAGUAAACAUGUCUUCAUCUUCAUCCCGCUCGGAAAUCUGGCCUCGACUGCAUUCCUCAUCUUACUAUCAUCCAUCAUCAGUGGAUGUGAGUCAGGAACCGCUGUAUGAGCUUGAAAGCAUGGACUUUAAUGCACUGGGCACCGCUACGCAGACGGCCAUCGCAGUGGGAAUCUCUUUGCUGGCGUUGACUGCGCUUCUGCUGCUCUGCAUGAUCUACAGCCGACACCGACAGAGGCAGAAAGAGGAGGACGGAUAUGGAUCUAGCAAAGAGGAAAGCAUCCUUUAUGUCAACGACUACUCUGAUGGUCCGACUACAUUUGCUCAGCUUGAAGAGUACCGGGAUGAACGAGGUCAUGAGAUGUACGUGUUAAACCGUGCCAAACCGGUUCUGGCUCCGCAACCAAUGUGCAUCCAACAGGGAUCUGCAACGCUUAAGGCCAGCGAGUGUCAGGGUGUGUUGACCCCAGGACGAGCCGGAGGGAUCGGACUCCGCAGGGCUCCUGCAGAAGGUGGAGAAGCACCUCCGCUUGAUCCCGAAGGGCUGUUCAUGAACCAGAGUUUGCUGUUUGAUACGCAGAUUGCUUAUGAGAUCCACUGCUAAUUUCUCGACGUUGGAUACUAUCCUGCUGAAUUCUUAUUUUAUUCAGAGAGCACAAAUGUUUUGUUUGUUUGAAAUGAAAUAGGGGAAUAACACUAUAAAGCUGCGGUGUGCAAUUUGAGUGCAAUCAAAUAGACUUGCCAAAAUAUUGGCUGAUUUUCAACAUUUCCGCUGUUAGCCAGUUGCACCACUGAGUCAUUGUUACUCUUUAAAAAAUAAAGGUUCUUUUUUGACAUUGAUGGACCCAUAAAGAACCUUUCAUUUUAAAGGGUACAUGUCGAGCUCUUCAAAUGUACAAUAAAAUAUCAUUGUUAACUUCUCUUUAGGGAACCAAGCUGCAAAUGUCUAUUAUAAUCAUCUCGGCACAUGAAACUGAAUUGCACACAGCAGCUUACAAGGAAUAGUUCAUCCAGAAACCUUUUGCACGGUUUUACUUUUCUAUAGAAUCAGAAAUAGAGUCUUUUUGAAUGCCAUGCAAUUCAUUUUAAAAUACUCUAUAUAUUUCAUAUUCAACCAGUUUUAACAGAAGAAAAGCAGCAGCAUAUAGUUUUGCAAAUGUGCCCAUUUUAGGUCAUGUGAGGAACAUUUACUGAUUAUCAGUGAUGGGAAUAAUGGCUCUAUAAAUAAACUGUGUUACUAACGGUGAUACUAUUUUUAGUAACUAGUAAUCAAAUGAAUUACUCCAUUACUUCCGUUACACGCUGUUGCCAUUACUAAAAUGUGAGUUAUUAUAAUUGAAAACACUGAAGUGCUUUUCAUGCGAGCAGCGUUUUUCUCAACCAUUUGACCUCUCUGGCUCUGGGGUGGGUGUGUGUGUUCGGGGCUG